GUUGGCUCAACGCCCAGUCUACUUCUCCAGUGCUCGACUUAUAUUUCAAUUCUCACUCGACUGGACCUCAUAAUGGCUCGAGUGUCUUCCAGAGAAGGUCAGGUGUAUGCAAACAAUUGGAAGAGUCCAGCCAUUAACCUAGUCACCUGAUUCUAUAUUCUCUAGAGACGACAACCUAAAUGUGAUCACACACAGAUCCACUCACCCCGCGGAUCAUUCAACUGUCUUCAAUCCCCCGCUGAGAGCCAAUCUCCAGGUUCCCACUCCUGGAAUACAGAGUCUACCAAACUAUCAAGAUUAUGAAGACAGGAACUUACCUAGUAACAUAGGGCUUAGCGCUUACGCCCGCUAAAGUCAAGCAGUCUGACUAAGGCCAGGAUGUGAACCCCAGAAGGAAGACCAACGGUCGACUACACACUACAUCCUCUUCCCCUCCGCGAUGGUCAAAAAACCCUCGCUCCGGCGCAGCUGCGCCUACUGUCGCGCCCGGAAGAUCGCCUGUUCAGGGGGACGCAUUUGCACCGCCUGCCGCGACCGCUCCAUCGAAUGUGUCUACGACCUAGAAACAGCCAAGGGCCGUCGUCCGCGUCCGAAGAAGACGACGACAUCUGCUCAGCCCACGUCUACGGCCGGUUCUGCAGGCCAGAAUUCUCGGAUGUUGGAGGAAGGGCAGACGGGCGAAGAAGUCCGUCCCAACUCCACGACAAGCCCUAACACGAAUCUGGGGGUAGAGCUGGAUGCGAUGUUUCGCGAGAACUUCAGCGAUGGUCCCACGGCGCCUGCUCCAUCAAAUUUGUUCCAUGAUAGAGUGGCUACCUUUAAUCGGCGGUUAGCUUCGGGGAGAGUAUCUGGUGUCCAGGGCCAGGGGCGGCCGUCUGUCCCUGUGGGAAGUCUCAGUUAUGCCGGGUUCUUGGCUCUCUUGAUGCAGGAUUUGGUCGAGACGGUGGUCGGGAAGUUUGGUGUGCUGGGUUGUCAUCCUUUUUUUGGGGUUGGGGAACGGUAUUUUCGCGCUUGUAUGCUGCUGGAUUCUUCUAGGACAAUGUUUGAUCAUCCGUCCCCCUCCAUAGAGUCGGAUGUUCUGGCUGAAUACACUCCGCAUCUCAUCGCCCAGUAUCUCGAGGUCUGGUUUGGCAACCAUCCCUUAUCUAUUCUCAUCUCCAAAUCCCUGCUUCUCCGCGACCUGCGCAGCCGAGCAGCUAAUCGGGUCUUGCUAGCAAUCCUGCUCGCGGAUGCCCAUCACUUUACUGAUGAUUCCGACAAGGGAGAUGUCCUGCUGCGAUGGGCCAUCUCUCAACUACCGAGUAUUUCCUCAGACAAGGCCAAGCCGGAACUAUCUACAGCGCAGAUCGCGCUACUGCUAGGCUGGUAUCACGUCUGCCGCGGGUCUUCGCGCCGGGCACUAUGCUACACGGGCUACGCGUGCCGGGUCAUCACCAAACUGAAGUCCCAGCUGCACGAGUCGCCUGUGACCCGACAACCCCACGCGCACAUCAACGGUAUCGACCAGGGCGUAGUCGAGGCGGAGCUGAUCCACAAUAUCUGCUGGGUGGUGCUAGCGCUGACCGUAUGGUCCUUCCUGCAAAUGGACAUGCCUCUCGCGGAUAUCCUGCCCGCGCGGCUAAUGCAGACGCUCCCAGCCAGCAGCGAGCCCGAGUCGAGCAUCUUACAACUCGACCGCGCAACAUGUAACCUCUCCACCCUGAAACCGCAACUCUCCUCCCUGCAAUCCAUCUGGCUGCUCGCGCACAUCACCUCGCUAUCCACCCACCUGUACGCCCUAUACCCCCCGCCCCCGCGCACUCCGCCCGCGCCGCAACCGUGGCAGCAACGCAUCCAGCGCCAGCUCAAUAACCUCUUACACCGCGGGCGCAGCCUGCCGCAGGUCUGCACUGAUGCCAGAGAAGCUUUGCGAAACGUUAUCGCGAUCGUAGAGCAGGAAUCGAUAGAGGAAUGCGGGAGGGCUGGAUUGCUUGCCUCCUAUCAGGCUGUCGCCCUGCAUCUACUGUUUCCCCGUGACACAUUACAAACUUUGGGAUUGACCGAACAGCUCAUUCAAGACCUCGUCACCACUAUGCAGGACCUGGAACAACUCUUUCCGGCCAUCCAGGCAACCGCGCGGCAUGACCCAGUGGCUAGCACGAGGUCGCCCUCGCUCCAUUUCUAUAUUCUGGGCCUAGACGCCCUCGGCCGAGCCCUCAUACACGUCCUCACUCUGUGGGACCGCGCCCCGAAGGCAGAGCAACAAGCCUGGCGGGACCGAUUGAUAGGGUUGCUGGAAGGAGCGCAAGCGAUGCAGGAUCUGUUCAAGCGUGAUACGCUGCUGCAGGACCAUCGCUGGCGGUUGGUGAAACGUCUGCUGAAGACCGCUUGUAGGGGUCUCGGGGAGGUGGUCGCUGGAUGCCCUGCGCUGUCUUCGCAGAGCUCUUCCGCGGGAGGGAUGGGUCUCAUCACAGAUAUCCCCAACAAUGAAUCAAUGCCGUCCCCGCAGAUAGCGCAGGAUACGGACCCCAGCUGGGCGGAAUGGCUCCAGGACUCCGCCACGGUCCAGGGUGAAGGGCUCCAGGACUCCGUUCCGAGCCAGGGUGAAGCGGCGAUCGAUCCGCCCGGCUUCAGCUUCGGGUUCGACUUCGCGUCUUUGAUCGCUGACCCCGUGCCAUCCUGGCCUUAAAAAAAGUAUAUAUCUCAAAGAAAGACAACGAGGACUAUCGUAAGACUAGGAAGGAGCUGAAAGAUCAAAGAGAGGGGCCAUCAUCUAAAUGUGCGCACCUCAGUGGAAACAAGUGUUCUAUUUCUCCAUCGAAUCGAGAAGCAGAUCAUCCUACAAAUCUCGGUUCUCGGACUCGGUCAAGAAGCCACCAAGGAGCAUACGUUUUCGAGUGAAACGCCCUCCGGAAGGUACUGUACAUCUCCUCAAGCGAUGCCAGGCAGUUCGUGCACCUACCAGCUUCAUAGUAAUCGGGGUAUAGAAGCCACUGUAUUUCCCAGUCGAACAACAGCAUCUGACGCGCGAAAGGGGCAUGCUCGAAUGUCAUCGUCAUCACCACCACUGCCAGUGCGUGAUGCUGGGAGACAUCCCGGGGGAGAACCCCCGGACCCCCC
Messenger RNA from Aspergillus homomorphus CBS 101889, 3099 nucleotides. RefSeq lists its product as uncharacterized. Gene Ontology annotation, biological process: DNA-templated transcription; regulation of DNA-templated transcription. The record is from RefSeq and is a predicted model, not a curated record. Lineage: Eukaryota; Fungi; Ascomycota; Eurotiomycetes; Eurotiales; Aspergillaceae. Bases 440 to 2668 code for a protein of 742 amino acids. The transcript has a single exon. Gene Ontology annotation, cellular component: nucleus. Gene Ontology annotation, molecular function: DNA binding; DNA-binding transcription factor activity, RNA polymerase II-specific; zinc ion binding.